Messenger RNA from Penicillium maclennaniae, 1968 nucleotides. RefSeq lists its product as uncharacterized. The record is from RefSeq and is a predicted model, not a curated record. The transcript has 3 exons. Bases 1 to 1968 code for a protein of 655 amino acids. Lineage: Eukaryota; Fungi; Ascomycota; Eurotiomycetes; Eurotiales; Aspergillaceae.
AUGACGCGCGAUCAGUUGGGUCCCUGGCAGCUUCAUGGUAAAGAAUCACUGGCGGCAAUGGGUAUGAACAACACACCUACUGCUGGUAGAGUUGAACCCGAACAACAGCUGGCCUGUUCAACGGCUGUGGAUACACCGCAAGCGUCAUACCCUAGCCAUCCAAUCACCCAGCUCCAGGGUCCCUUCGAAGAGUCGAUUUUGGAAGCAAACAAGAACCUCGCAGAGCUAUGGGCCGUCGAAAUCGAUGCGCAGACACGUCGGCGUGAUCUGCUAGAAAACGAUGAAUAUGAACGACUAUGUGGACGAAAAUGGCGCCAGAGAGCCGAAGAAAGAUACCAUCCAUUCUGGAAGCUGGUUUCCCAGAUGGUAUAUGGUGUCCACCUUCUGGUCAAGCGGCUCGCGAAAUCCGAUCUCGACGUGAUGAAGAUUCUUCAAGGCCAUGUCGACGAGCUGGAUGGCUUCCUGCAAAGAACCACGGAGGAUUUCAUGAUUAUUCAUCUGGAUGUACGCACUAGGAUACAAUACCUGAGUCUCCCUCUCGCCAAUCUCGACGUGUUUGAUGAAAUGUUGCAAGACCGGAAUUUUCGAUUAUCCCUCGUGUCCUACAAUGAUCAGAUCGAACACGCCGUCGAUCGAUUUACACUAACCAUUACGGAUUCGCUCAAAGAUCUUCACAAGGGCAAGGAGGCCAUGGCAGCCUUAUGGUACUACAUGCGCCAGCAGGCAAAUGAAGGCUGUUUUGAAACGGGUCAUCUCAGCCCUUUCUAUCAAACCAUGAGAGACAAUAUUGAGGGUUGGUUCAACGCGAUAGCCAAACUUCGUCGGCGCGGGGAAGCACUGUCCAAGGCACUUGGUAAAUUGGCCUUUGCAGUCACUGAGAUGCAGCGGCGCGUUGGGGUGGCUAGCCGGAAGGAUGUGCAAUCCAUGAUCAAGACGACCAGCAAAGGCCCGACUCGAACCUUGUCGAUUUCACAAAGGCUUCUUGUGAGGAGGUCAGGCACUCCAGGUGCGCGUACAGGAUAUGAAAAGCCCUUACCAGGUGAUCCUUUUUUGCAACCCCAGACCCCUCGACCAGCUUCUCGACCGGCUUCUCAGACAGUCAAAAUGCCAACAGCAAAACGCGACAGGAACCUCAACGAUGCCAAGGCCACUAAAAGAGAAAGUGUCCUCCCAAAGGUCAUCAACCGAGCGAAAUCAUGCAGCGCCUUGGUAGCAGGACGUAAUUCUAUAGACUCGGAUGCCACGAUGCCUCGAACACCAGGAAGACUUACGAAACGACUCUCCAAGCCCUUCCUCACUAGACGAUCGGCCAGUGAGAAGACGGAGAUCCCUCAAAAUCGUCCAUUCACAGCUCCAGCUCGGACACUCAAAUCCCGCAGUGCAUCUAUCGGACAAUUAAAGGUCAUAUGGGCAAAUGACCGUCUGCAGACCCAGCAAUCAAUGGCAAGAUCACCCCAUCGUUCGCGACGACAAGCUCCCCACUUUCCAAAUGGCAGUGAAACAAUGAAGGACCAAAUAUCCCACUUCUUGAAGACGGACCGCGUGGUUGAAGCAUGGGAAAACAUUACCACCAAGGCAGACUGCUAUGGCCAAACACUCAUCAAGACCAAGGAGUGGCCCAGCAGUAUAUUCCGGGCCAAAUCGUCUGAGGGUUUACGAGCCCAGCCCAGCAAAUCGGGUCAUUCUGCCGCUGGAUUAGGCAGACAGUUGUCCUGGGUGCAGGAACCGGACUUUUUGAAUACAUACUCAUUCAAACAAAAGCCCAAGCCUUCGCCUCGAAUUCACGUGCUUUCUGUACAGCUGGUCCUGGAUGAAGAAUUGAUCUUUGCUCAGGAGAGCGAGGAGGCUUCCGAUAUGAGCGCCGAGACCGGUUCGAUGAUUACAGCGCUACCGGCUUUGCCACCGACACCAGCAUCAAUUUCAUCGGUGGCUAUUGAAUAUAGACCUCGAACAGUUGAUUGCGCAUAA